Molecule: messenger RNA, 1099 nt
Organism: Cucumis melo (muskmelon)
Lineage: Eukaryota; Viridiplantae; Streptophyta; Magnoliopsida; Cucurbitales; Cucurbitaceae
Product: glutathione S-transferase U9-like
Exons: 2
Coding region: 289-993 (234 amino acids)
Biological process (GO): glutathione metabolic process
Cellular component (GO): cytoplasm
Molecular function (GO): glutathione transferase activity
Source: RefSeq, a predicted model, not a curated record
AAGAUUGCUCAGCAAACGAUGUUGGCAAACAAAGUCAUAAUUAACUCUUUGAUCGAAAUUAGAUAUUUUAAUCAAGAUGUGAACAAAAUCUCCAUGCUGUUUUGUCACGAUUGCAAUGGAUGGUAAACCUUCAUUGACUUGGGAGGAGCUGCCUUGUGGAAUAUGAAAGGAGGAGAGGAGACCCCAUUUAAAAUUCCCGAGUAUUCUUAAAACCACCUUCAUCACACAACAUUAACACCCUAUUUAUGACUGCUAAACCGAUCACAAAACCUCAGAGAAGAUUAAGAUAUGACAGAAGAAAACAAAGUGGUGCUUUAUGGAUACUGGGCUUGUCCUUUUGUAAAGAGGGUCGAACUCACCCUUAAAAUCAAAGGCAUCCCUUUUGACUAUGUAGAAGAAGAUUUCCUGAACAAAAGUCCGGAGCUUCUCAAAUUGAAUCCUGUUUAUAGGAAAGUUCCUGUACUCGUCCACAAUGGAAGAUCCAUUUGCGAAUCAGCUAUAAUUUCUGAGUACAUAGAAGAAGUUUGGAACAACAAUGGCCCUUCUCUUCUACCUCAAGAUCCCUACAAACGAUCCCAGAUACGAUUCUGGGCUGAUUUCGCUCAGAAUCAGUUGUUUGAUGGUCUACUUUUAGCAAUGAAGACAGAAGGGGAAGCACAAGAGAAAGCCAUAAAAGAAGUGAAAGAGAAGCUGAAAGUUGUUGAAGAACAGGGGUUGAAGAGUUUGUUGGGAGAGGGAAGUUCAUUUGUGAAUGGAGAUGAACUUGGAUAUUUAGACAUAGGGAUGUUGACAAUUCUUGGAAGGUACAAGAUUUAUGAAGAGUUUUUUGGUAUGAAAAUUAUGGAAGAAGAGGAGAUCCCAAUUGUAUUCUCGUGGUUGAAUAGAUUGAUAGAGCACCCUAUUGCAAAGGAGGGAGCUCCUCCCAAGGAAAAGGUUCUGGGGCUUCUUCACAUCACUAGGCAAAGAUUUCUACAAUCCCCUGUUGCUACUUAAUGCUACAACUCUAUCUGUCCCUUCACAUCAAAAUGUCUCGUCUCUAAUGUUGUAUGUGUAUUUCACUCUAUGGUCUUCAAUGAUAAUAUCUAAUAUGUUUUGCUUA